Thrips palmi is the source of this 824-nucleotide messenger RNA. RefSeq lists its product as uncharacterized. The transcript has 3 exons. The coding region runs from base 29 to 739 and encodes 236 amino acids. Lineage: Eukaryota; Metazoa; Arthropoda; Insecta; Thysanoptera; Thripidae. The record is from RefSeq and is a predicted model, not a curated record.
GCCGCCACCCGGGGGCCGCCUGCUCGAGAUGUGGGACACGGCCUCCAUCGUGCUGCUCGCCACGCAGGGUGACCUGGGCAGUCUGCGCGGCCCGCCGCGGCCGUCCGCGAUGACCGUGCUGCAGACCUUCGGCACCAUGAGCCUGCUCGCGCCCGAGCAGGAGCAGAGCCUGCUGCUCGUCACCGGGGACCAGCUCAUCGAGGUGGUGUCCAAGUCCACCCUGGGCCUGGAGGACUCGGUGAAGCACCCGGCCCUGGCGUCGUCGUCCAACCUGGUGGACUUCGUGCUGGCGGUGUGCGGGCUGCACCUGCCGGGGGCGCCGGCGGCGGCGCGCACCAGCCUGGCCGUGCUGGCGCUCACGCUGUACGAGUGCGUGGCCGAGAACGACCGCCGGCCGGCGUCCAAGGGCAAGGUGGAGAUGGUGAACCGGCUGCUGGUGCAGAAGUUCCAGUCGGCACACACGGUCACCAUGACGGAGCGCGUGACCAACGCCGAGCUGCUGGCCAGGGUGAUGCAGCUCGUCCCCGAGGCCGCGGCCGGCCGCAUCGGGGACGCCGUCAGCAGCGUGUCGCCCAACUCGCCCAACCCCGCCGCCAUCCACAACCGCAAGAUGCGCGAGUGGCGCUCCAUGGACCUGUGCGCCGGCGUGGUGCUCAAGAUGGCCGGCAUGCACCGCAAGGACCGCGAGCCCUUCCGCCUCAAGCAGGUCCUGCCCGUCCUGCCCGUCCUGUCGUCGUGAGUGGCGCUCCAGUUCGUACAGUGCCAACACUUUCGCUAUUUUGAACCCCACGUAGAACCCCGACAAAUUAAAGAUUUUCCCGGAA